ACCAUGCUACAGUGCACUGUAACCAUGCUGCUGUGUAUUAAUCAUGCUUUUCGAAGUUACGCUGAUGAACGAGAAAUGACCAGCGAGCAGUUUGAUUAUUUACUCGCUUCGUAGAAGUUUAUUAGCGGACUGAAAAACCAAGGAAUGGUUGUUAUAAUCCUGCCCAGGUGACGAUGGAUUCGCUGCCGAAGCUGCUGCCUGUGUGGCCCAACGCUGCUGAACACGCAUUAGCCGAACUGGUUGAUUUCAGCGUCGACGCGAAAUAUCAACCAGACUUUGGAGGUGCUGGUGUGGAUGUCCAAACGAAUGAUGACGGACUUCCGCAUUUCUCGACCUUAAAGUGUCACGAUUCUCGACGGAACAAGCUGUCCGCGCAGUAUUUGACGCUGCCUCUGUCGGUUCCGAACAGGGUUGCAAGUGCAGUGGAACCGUGCUUACAAUAUCAGCUUGACCUAAAUAGACGAAUACGCGCCUUCGAGUCAACGAUUGGCGUUUACCGCGGUUAUAUCAAACGCAAAGGCCCCUUCGCAAGCGCUGUUCAAGAAAUCGAAGAAGCCCUGAUGUCAAAAAAGCCUCGCACAGAACUUAGAAACAUGAACAUUCAUCGGAGCCUACUAGAGUUAAUACAAAUACAACCUGAAUCGUUCUGCUACCGGUUGGGAUUUCACUGGAGGAUGCCUUGCCACAAUUCCUCAUCCUUUAUCAAAUGGAUCCAUCCUGCUGGCCCACCCAUCUGGGACGAGCUAGACAAGCUAGCCAUAUCUGAAUAUCAGCCGGCUCCUUUUCACUCAAAAGAAGCAUUCCUGGAGAAGCAAUCAAGUCUGGUUCUGGAAUCAGCUGGAACUAACGGCACAAUUUUUCAAGUGAGCUUACAGCACGUUCAAAAAGAGACGACAUGCUGUGUUCGAUUAAGAAACAGUUGUCAGUAUAUUCGUUUGUUUGACACACUGAAGAAGGAACCAGCGAUGCUCUCGGAAUUUUCGUAUGAUAGCGGCGUUUGUUGUACUACACCAAGCAAGCAUAUCUUUGGAGAACUUGUUGCCAUUACAGAAGAUGGAAACGUGCUUCUGCAGCAGUGUGAUCGAACUGAACCUUCGUGGAGAGCUUCCGUGUCUCACGAACGUCCAUCCAGCAAUCAGUGGUGGUGCACUAGUUUUGGAAGCCAUCCUAGACACAUCUGCUACAUGGACCGCUCUGGAUUGUACAGCCUCGAUGCGAGACGACCAGGUUCUCGCAAGCACACAUUUUGCACUAUACAACAUGAAGCAUUUCUGAAAGACGAAUUCAUGUUGUUCGAACCAAACCCUCUUAACUGUCAUCAGUUAUACUUGGCGAGCUCAAAGAUGUUGUCGGUAUGGGAUGAGCGACACACUAGACAGCCAGUUCUGACUUGGAACCACUGCUUACAACAUUCGCCAACAUUUUUAGAAUUCACUCUUUUCCAAGACUUUGACGAUCGAAGCCAUCGUGAUCUCUACGUCACGUUGGGCUCACAGAGGUCACGGCAGGUUGCCAUCUUUCAUGUUCGUCAGGACUCUCUGUCCGUUCAGCCGAUUUCCCUAGUGCCCCCAUGGCACUUGUCCCGGCCAAGCGAUUUCGCAAAGCACCUUGAACAUCAAGGGUGUACCAUAGAUGAACAUGUGCUUAGGCGAGUCAAGGCCCCACUCAUAGGAGGCUGCAUGGUCGACUGUGGGAGCGGGGCUUUCUCAGCACUGCAGCUGACGUCAUACGGAGAUAUAUUCCAUCAGGACUUUGUGUGGGACGGCGAUAAGCCCUUGUGCAGGAGUGACUGGAACUUCAGUGCUGGCUGCAAGCUGCUGCCAGUUCCAGAAAUAGAACAGAGAGUAAAGUGGUGGACUGACCUUGUCAUUGCUACAGACACUGUCAACAAGGAUGGACCAGAGAAGCAUCCACUGCUUGUUAAUCAUUUCAUUCAGUAUCGAGGAGUCGCUUCGGAUGAUAACGAUCCUCUGACACAACGCAACAGGGCAAAGCUUUCCAACCUGCAAAACAUGAUCAUUCAAGCCAUGAAUGAGAACAAAACACUGUCCUCAGAAGAGUGGAAACAAGCCGUAACAGCAAACAGCGCAGAUAUCUCGCAAGAUGAGAGUGGUGUGGAUGAAGCUAGAAGCUCGUUGGAAGCCAUCCACCUUGGUACUUGGGAUCGAACUGCGAGACGCUAUCUUGAACUUUGGACAGAAACAACUGGAUGUCCACUAAGCACCAGUGAAAAGAAUGAAGAUGCAGCAUGCUUCCAUAAUGGAGUUUUCACAGGACUGCACAGGUGAACAGAAGCAGCAGGAAGAGGAACAGCAUCUAGAAAUUCAGGGGAAGACCUGGCAGGGCGUGCUUCAUGGCGAGGGCCCGGUUAUGACCCUGACAUCCAGAGCCGCCAAUCCUUCAACAGAUAUGCUCUUACGAAAUACUGAGCCUGAAUACUACGACCCAA
Molecule: messenger RNA, 2449 nt
Organism: Rhipicephalus microplus (southern cattle tick)
Lineage: Eukaryota; Metazoa; Arthropoda; Arachnida; Ixodida; Ixodidae
Biological process (GO): transcription by RNA polymerase I
Cellular component (GO): fibrillar center
Molecular function (GO): RNA polymerase I core promoter sequence-specific DNA binding; protein binding
Source: RefSeq, a predicted model, not a curated record